This is a messenger RNA of Hevea brasiliensis (rubber tree), 1499 nucleotides long. Its product is annotated as serine/threonine-protein phosphatase PP1 isozyme 2-like. Bases 386 to 1345 code for a protein of 319 amino acids. The transcript is spliced from 4 exons. Lineage: Eukaryota; Viridiplantae; Streptophyta; Magnoliopsida; Malpighiales; Euphorbiaceae. Gene Ontology annotation, cellular component: nucleus; cytoplasm. Gene Ontology annotation, molecular function: protein serine/threonine phosphatase activity. The record is from RefSeq and is a predicted model, not a curated record.
AUGUGGCAAAGAAGCUUACAAAGAGGUUUCCAUGAAAAUAUGGUAACUUUGUAACAGCAGUCAAACUGCUAGGCUGAACAUCAAGUCACCGUUAACACUUGGGUCUUUCCUCAACUCAGACAAGCACCAUGUCGCCGAUACCCAUCACUAGAGAAGUUGCUUCGUCAUCCUGCGAUUUUUCAAUUGAUGAUGAUGAUAUGAGCAGAAGACGUCUUUCUGUCCUCAGAUUAUACUCAAAACGUCUUCAUGCUUCCCCUUGGAUCAGCCACACGCGCCUCCUCGCGGUCAGCAGAAAUCUGGCAGGAAAGAGCAUAAAAACGCCACCACGACACAGGAGGGAGAGAGUGAGAUUCAUGAAAACCGAGCCAAGGGAGUAGGAGAUCCAAUGGCCACACAAAGGCAGGCGGGCAUAGACCCUGCCUUACUGGAUUACAUAAUCGAAAGGCUAACGGAGGUCCGAUCAGCUAGGCUAGGCAAACAGCUGGUGGAGCUCUCGGAGACUGAGAUCAGAAAGCUGUGUCUAGCUUCUAAGAAUAUCUUUCUUCAACAGCCUAAUUUGCUUGAGAUCAAACCUCCCAUCAAGAUUUGCGGGGACAUUCAUGGCCAAUAUUGUGAUUUAUUAGGGCUUUUUGAGCGUGGUGGUUAUCCCCCUGAAGCCAAUUACUUAUUUUCAGGGAACUAUGUUGACCAUGGGAAGCAAAGUUUGGAGACAAUAUGCCUUUUGCUUGCUUAUAAGAUCAAAUAUCCAGAGAACUUCUUUCUUCUGAGAGGAAACCAUGAAUGUGCUUCUAUCAAUCGGAUAUAUGGAUUUUAUGAUGAAUGUAAACGGCGUUAUAAUGUGAGGCUUUGGAAAAUCUUUACUGACUGCUUCAAUUGCCUUCCUGUUGCGGCACUAAUAGAUAAGAAAAUAUUGUGCAUGCAUGGCGGUCUUUCCCCUGAUUUGGCAAAUUUGGAUGAAAUUAGAAAUUUACCUAGACCAACUGAUGUUCCAGACACUGGUUUACUAUGCGAUUUGCUCUGGUCAGAUCCUUGUAGAGAUAUUCAGGGUUGGGGAAUGAAUGACGGAGGAGUUUCAUAUACUUUUGGUCCUGAUAAGGUGUCAGAAUUCUUGACAAAGCAUGAUUUAGAUCUUGUCUGUCGUGCAAAUCAGUUUGUGGAGGAUGGGUAUGAAUUCUUUGCAGAAAGGCAGCUUGUCACUAUUUUUUCAGCUCCCAACUAUCGUGGUGAAUAUGAUAACGUUGGUGCCAUGAUGAGAGUAGAUGAAAAUCUGAUGUGCACCUUUCAGAUUUUGAAGCCUGUUUUGAGAAAAAAAAAAUGUGACGGAUGCAGCAUCUUUGAUCCCUAGACAUUGCAGAUGAUGAUAAUGCUUAUGUUGUUUAUGCGUUUUGUGUUCGUUUGUGGAUUCUUGUUUGUAUCUUCUUUUUGCCCCAUCUCAGUUUUCUUUCUUCUUUAAUGCAAGCCAUUUCCUCUAUAUUAAUGAAGCAUAUGCAUUGUUUGUA